UCAUGGCCACCAGCACAGUGAGAACAGGCUUAAAAGGUCCCAGCACAGCAUUCACUGCAAGCUGAAUGACAGCAAUGGCUCAUCUGAAGCUUCUUCUUCUUCUGUGUGUUGGCAUCACAGUCAGCACAGGAGUAGAUUUGCACAAAAGGAUCUAUGGAGGCCAAAAGUGUCCAGACACUGAGCGUCAGUAUCACGUGAAACUAAAGGCAACCAAUGCAACACAUGAAAGUCUCUGUGGUGGCUCACUGAUCCAUGAACGGUGGAUUCUGACUGCAGCCCACUGCUGGGAAAAUGAACCUGGAUGGUAUAUGUAUGCAACUUUAGGAGUUCAUCCAUCAUGGAUAAAGUUAUUAUUUCAACGAUCUUCAGAUAAAAAAAAAAAGGUCAAAAUCACAAGUGGAUCAUUUUUUGUGGGCAUAAAUACGUUUGAUGACAUCAUGCUACUGGAAAUUCCUUCACAACCAGGCAGGAAAACCGUUGCCUUACCAGACUGUGCAAAUCCUCCCAAAAUAAAUGACGUCGUUCAGGUGGCAGGCUUUGGGAAUUACCAGGUAGAUAAGAACAACAAUGAAAUCACUGGCCAACCACCUCAUCUAAAGUGUGCAGACAUGCAUGUUGUUGACUGUGGACCUACCAGAAACUCUCAAUGUGAUGCACAUGUGCCGUAUAACAACAGGCUGUGUCUGAAAGAACCUAAUGUAGAUACACGUAAGGGUGAUUCUGGUGGUGGAGUGAUUUACAACAACAUGAUUUAUGGGGUAAUCAGUAGCGGUUAUAAACGUGCCUGUACUGGACCAACUGUUACUGUGAAUGUCUGUCCUUACAUGAACUGGAUAAACCAGAAAAUUAAUCCAAAAAGUAAUGGAAAAUAACUGAAGGAAAAUAACAUUCAGAAUAAACAAUCAUCUCUACAUGAAA
Molecule: messenger RNA, 918 nt
Organism: Haplochromis burtoni (Burton's mouthbrooder)
Lineage: Eukaryota; Metazoa; Chordata; Actinopteri; Cichliformes; Cichlidae
Product: anionic trypsin-2
Exons: 6
Coding region: 66-872 (268 amino acids)
Biological process (GO): proteolysis
Molecular function (GO): serine-type endopeptidase activity
Source: RefSeq, a predicted model, not a curated record